UACUGCUAGAUCCCAGAAUGCAACAGGUGUCUUAUCUUCCACAGCACUCCAUGAUGCAUCUCUGCGUUUUGUUAACUAGCGCCAUUUUGGCGGGAUGUGUGAACGCACAAUUUAGUCUUGACUAUGGAAAAAAUACGCAAGCACCUGUAGCUCAAAAGGCUGCGACUCCGCUAACUACUGCGGCCGCCGAAGCCAACUCUAUCCCGCCUGAGCCUCCCACAGUUUCCGACGAAUGCAAGGACACGCUACCAAAUUGUGAUGAAUAUCAAUCUGACAUGUGUACCAAUCAUCUUUACAAGUUGUUCAGAGAAAUAAAUUGUCGACAAUUCUGUGGAAUAUGUAAAGGUGUUAGUCACGUGCCUUUUGGGUAAACAUGGACAAAAAGUCAAAUAGCAUGUAAUGCCUGUGUUAUUGCAUCCAUUUAAUAAAAGAAAAGAAGCAUUUU
Ostrea edulis (European flat oyster) is the source of this 445-nucleotide messenger RNA. RefSeq lists its product as uncharacterized. Bases 18 to 371 code for a protein of 117 amino acids. The transcript is spliced from 4 exons. NCBI's taxonomy places the organism in Eukaryota, Metazoa, Mollusca, Bivalvia, Ostreida, Ostreidae. The record is from RefSeq and is a predicted model, not a curated record.